AUGUCCUCACUUGACCCUGUCAUGGCGCAAUCGCCUCACCGUACAGCCUCAGUUCGAUCCUCUCCUUCGCAGUCUGCGCAUGCCUCCAGUCCUCCGCUGGCAUCUGUUGAGACUCUCGUGUCAUACCUAGUGGCCGCUAAGCGGUCCCUCGGCAGUAUCCAUCUCGUCCACCGAGCCACCACCAUCCUCACUGAAGCACGCGCCUCGAUCGAAGCUACCACUGCCCUCCUCGCGAAAGCCACAUACCUUCGUCGUUCCUUGGCAUCUCAAUUGAAGAUUCUACGUGGUGUCCAGCUGGAACUAGAGACCGCUGCCCAAGGCAUUCAGCAUGAAUUUCAGGCCGUGAUCAAAGAGUUGGACGAGACCGGUGCAAGGCUGAUACAAUCCAUAGAUCUCUUAAAGCAGACGAGAAUCGAAAAUGCCUUUAAACCCUCGACCGAGGGCGAGUUGGAUGAGGGCCAAGGUAAGGAGACCUUGCACGAUUUUGUGGAUGACAACGGUGUCGAAACAAUCAAACAAGCCAUGGAGAUUGCCAUAGACAAUGUACAACAUGCCCAAAAUGAGAUGGGGCAGUCUAUACAAACAUUGGAGGAUGACCUCCAAUCCAUUAACGAAGUCCUCAAUGGGCGAGGAGACCUUUCUAGCACAGACAGUGACCUACAGCAGCCGACCACAAUUGCCGGCACUCUCACAACAUUAGAGAACCACGCCCGAAUAAUGGCAGAGGAGCUAGAAAGUCUGGUCAAGCACUUUGAUCUCUGCGUUACGGCCAUCAAACACACUGAAGGAGGCGGCGAAGCGUUAUUCCAGACCAUGAAUACCGGCGAAGGAGUUGACCUUCCGGACACGGUUGGUCUAGGCAUGGACGACCUUCGCGCACCAGCACAACCCAUGAACGAAGAAGAACGCCUAGAGAUGCUACAGGUGCUCGAGAACGAUGCUCAGGAGGUUGACGAGGUAGUCAUGGAACUCCAAGAUCGCAGUGCCGAAAUGGAAGCCCACCUGGACAGGAUCCAUCAAUGGUGCGAACGGCAGGAAAAUGCCUACGCAGAUGUGGCUACGGCAUUCAAGCUCCUCGAAAAGAUCUCGGGGCGGUUAUCUGGGUAUGUGGCCGAGAUAGCGCGGCAAGCUCUGAAAUGGAAUGAAGAAAAGGCCAAGAUUGAAGACGGCAUCGGCGGGAUGGAGGAGUUGUGCGAGUACUACGCCAACUUCCUCCACGCUUAUGACGGCCUUAUAGUCGAGGUCGCCCGACGUAGGACCGUCAAGAAACAGAUGGAGAGAGUGGUGGCGGAGGCGCAUGCUCAAUUGGAGCAAAUGUACGACUCGGAUCAGCAGUUGAGGCUCGAGUUCAAGAACGACCUGGGCGAAUAUUUGCCGAGUGACAUCUGGAGUGGCGUCAACACGCUGCCGCCCAGAUAUUCCAUCUCAAGGAUCGACGAGGAAGAGGCUGGCAGUGUACCUGAGCUUCCGAGACGGACGGUGGAAGAGGCUUUGAGAAGGCUCAAGUCUGGCAGAGGUGGAGGGAUCGCACGAUGA
This is a messenger RNA of Fonsecaea nubica, 1536 nucleotides long. RefSeq lists its product as hypothetical. Gene Ontology annotation, biological process: autophagy of mitochondrion; piecemeal microautophagy of the nucleus; autophagy of peroxisome. Gene Ontology annotation, cellular component: Atg1/ULK1 kinase complex; phagophore assembly site. The transcript has a single exon. Lineage: Eukaryota; Fungi; Ascomycota; Eurotiomycetes; Chaetothyriales; Herpotrichiellaceae. Bases 1 to 1536 code for a protein of 511 amino acids. Gene Ontology annotation, molecular function: protein kinase activator activity; molecular adaptor activity. The record is from RefSeq and is a predicted model, not a curated record.